AUGCAUAGAUACAUGGUGGAAGAGGAGGAGGGGUGGGAAAAGUGCUUUAAUUCAAAAAUUAACCUCGGUCUCAUGUUGAGAUUACUUGAUGACUUUUUGAAAGGUAUGAAGAAGACUUUAAAGCCUUGGAAAAUUCUAGAUGCUUUAAGGGUUAUGAGGGGUAUUAGGGGUAUUAGGGUCAAAAGGGUUAUAGGGGCCCUAAUGACUCUAACGGCUCUAAAAGCUCUAGGUGCUUUAGAGACUUCAAAGAUAUCAGAUAUUUCAAAUGAUUUAAUGAUAUCACAAACAUUCUUACUAUAUACGAUUGUAAUUGUGUGCGCAAUUAAAAUAAACAGCAAAAAAAAUAGUAUGCUUAUUGCUUCUUAA
Phycomyces blakesleeanus NRRL 1555(-) is the source of this 366-nucleotide messenger RNA. RefSeq lists its product as hypothetical. The coding region runs from base 1 to 366 and encodes 121 amino acids. The record is from RefSeq and is a predicted model, not a curated record. NCBI's taxonomy places the organism in Eukaryota, Fungi, Mucoromycota, Mucoromycetes, Mucorales, Phycomycetaceae. The transcript has 7 exons.